Psammomys obesus (fat sand rat) is the source of this 1191-nucleotide messenger RNA. RefSeq names its product cathepsin E (gene Ctse). NCBI's taxonomy places the organism in Eukaryota, Metazoa, Chordata, Mammalia, Rodentia, Muridae. The transcript is spliced from 9 exons. Gene Ontology annotation, cellular component: endosome. Gene Ontology annotation, biological process: proteolysis. Gene Ontology annotation, molecular function: aspartic-type endopeptidase activity. The record is from RefSeq and is a predicted model, not a curated record. Bases 1 to 1191 code for a protein of 396 amino acids.
AUGAAACCCAUCCUAGUGCUACUGCUUGUGCUCCUGGAACUGGCUGAGUCCCAAGGAGUUCUACACAGGGUGCCCCUCAGAAGGCAUCAGUCCCUCCGGAAGAAACUACGGGCUCAAGGCCAACUCUCAGACUUCUGGAAAUCCCAGAACUUGGACAUGAUCCAAUUCAGUGAGUCCUGUGAAAUGGAUCAGAGCACCAACGAGCCCCUCAUCAAUUACCUGGAUAUGGAAUACUUCGGGACUAUCUCCAUUGGCUCCCCACCACAGAACUUCACUGUCAUCUUUGACACUGGCUCCUCCAACCUCUGGGUCCCUUCUGUGUACUGCACCAGUCCUGCAUGCAAGUCACACCCAGUGUUCCACCCAUCCCAGUCCAGCACAUACAUGGAGGUAGGGAAUUAUUUCUCCAUCCAGUAUGGUACCGGGAGCCUCACAGGAAUAAUCGGAGCUGACCAAGUCUCUGUGGAAGGGCUGACUGUGGAUGGCCAGCAGUUUGGAGAAAGUGUCAAAGAGCCUGGCCAGACCUUUGUGAAUGCAGCAUUUGAUGGGAUUCUGGGCCUAGGAUACCCCUCCUUGGCUGCUGGAGGGGUAACCCCGGUGUUUGACAACAUGAUGGCCCAGAACCUUGUGGAUCUGCCUAUAUUUUCUGUCUACUUGAGCAGUGAUCCGCAAGGUGGCUCAGGCAGUGAGCUGACUUUUGGAGGCUACGACCCCUCUCAUUUCUCUGGGAGCCUUAGUUGGAUCCCAGUCACCAAGCAAGGCUACUGGCAGAUUGCCCUGGAUGGAAUCCAGGUAGGAGACACUGUGAUGUUCUGCUCUGAGGGCUGCCAGGCCAUUGUGGACACAGGGACCUCCCUCAUCACUGGCCCUCCUGACAAGAUCAAACAGCUUCAAGAGGCCAUUGGGGCCACACCCAUGGAUGGAGAAUAUGCUGUGGAUUGUGCUGCCCUUAACGUGAUGCCAAAUGUCGCCUUCCUUAUCAACGGGGUUUCAUACACCCUCAGCCCAACUGCCUACAUCCUGCCGGACUUAGUGGAUGGAAUGCAGUUCUGCGGCAGUGGUUUUCAAGGACUUGACAUUCAUCCUCCAGCUGGGCCCCUCUGGAUCCUGGGAGAUGUCUUCAUUCGACAGUUUUACUCAGUCUUUGAUCGUGGAAAUAACCAAGUGGGAUUGGCCCCUGCAGUCCCCUAA